Molecule: messenger RNA, 1377 nt
Organism: Rhizophagus irregularis DAOM 181602=DAOM 197198
Lineage: Eukaryota; Fungi; Glomeromycota; Glomeromycetes; Glomerales; Glomeraceae
Source: RefSeq, a predicted model, not a curated record
AUGACUAUCUUAAAUAGAGAUGUUCUUUAUUUGAUAUUCAAAGAUUUUCAAGAUGAUAAAAAGUCACUUUUUUCAUGUCUUUCAGUUAAUAAAACUUGGAGUGAAAUAAUUAUUUCAAUUUUAUGGAUAAAUCCUUGGAAAUAUUUAAAGAGAGGAAAUGAGAAAUUAUUAUCAAACGUAAUAAUUUCACAUAUAUCAAAUAAAUCAAAUAAGAAACCUUUAUUUAAUUAUAUUAGUUUAUGUAGACAUUUAAAUUUAAAUGAAAUCGAAAGGAUAUUUAAUAAUCAUAAUCAUUUUGAAGAAAUUAAAAACGAUAUACUUAAUCUUUUUAUUAAUGAAAACACAAAAUAUACUCAUCUUUAUAUAUCACAAAGAUUUGAUUAUCAAAUAAAUCUUAUUCCUAAAUCUAAACAUUGUUUUUCAGAAAUCGAAUUUCUUAGUUGUGACGCUAGUAUAAAUGAUAAUAUUUUAAAUGGAUUAUCAGAAAUGUGCAAAUCAAUUAAAGAAUUAGAACUUUUUAUUCAAAUGGAUAAUUAUAAUUAUGGAAUUACAAAAUUAAUUGAAAAUCAAAAUAAAUUAUUUAAAAUUCAUUUUAUAAUUAAAUAUUCAAUAAAUGAUGAUUCAUUUUGGAAAGUUUUUGAAAAUUCUUUAAUUAAACAUUCAAAUACUAUAAAAUAUUUUAAAUUAACUGAAAAAUUUAUGGAAAGAACUUUUCAAAGGAUAUGUAUAUUGGAAUUAGGUGGUAAUUUUAGAAAUAUGAAAUUGGAUCAUUCUAGGGAAAAUUUAUCUUUACCUUUCUUACGAAUUUUAAAAGCUAAUGAUGUUCCGGUAAAUUUUUUAACAAAUUUGAUUGAAAGUUCAAAUGGUUAUUUAGUAGAAAUUAAUAUUUGUUAUAUUAAUAAUUUAUUAAUACAAAAGUUUGAUAAUAAUAAAAUUAUUCAAACAAUUUAUAAAAAUUGUUCAAACCUUAAGUAUCUUAGAUUAUUAUGUAAAAGUAGUAAUAUUUUAGAAUUAAAAAAUUUAUUGUUUAAUUGUCAAUAUUUAGAUGGGUUAUAUGUUGAUACUAAUUUUGGAAGCGUGAAUUGGAAGGAUUUAUUCAUCAUUUUAACAGAAUCAUCACCAAUUAGUUUGUUUAAAUUUAAAUUCCAUUUUUCUUACGAGUUACCUAAUUUGGAAUAUUUUAAAUUAUUUUUUGAUAAUUGGAAAGGUAGAAAUCCUAUGUUAUUACAAUUCCUUAAAACGGGAAGAAUGAUUAAAGAAUAUAAUGAUUUGAUAGAAAAAUAUAAAUCGGAGGGUAUUAUUAAAAAGUUUGAUUAUGAGGAAUAUUCUGGAGAUUAUUUUGACGAUUUUGAAUGGAUUAAAGCAAAAAAGAAUUAA